AUGAUCAUCAACGGGUACAAAAGUAAAUUAGAGGCAAAUCCCGAAAUUUCGUUAAGACAGGUACGGACACUUCUUUCUAAAGAAUUAGGCAUUGGUAUUACGACGAUCUCCAACACGAUUACAGAAUAUCGCAAUUCCAAAACAGUUUCAUCACCUAAUCGGAAAAAAAUUUUUAAAAACGUGACUGAUAAGGUUGACGAUUUUGACAAAGAAGCGAUACGAAGAAAAGUGCAUCAGUUUUGGACGGUAUAUCAGGGAUAUAAGGCAAUAUACAGAGAGGAAGGUCGUCCGAUAUACUACAUCGACGAAACGUGGGUAAACGCCGGAGAUGUACCAAUAAGAGUGUGGAAUGAUACGACGGUCACAUCGAGCCGAGCUGCAUUUUCACAGGGUCUAACUACAGGAGCAGUUAACCCCACCGGAAAGGGAAAGCGGCUGAUAGUGUGUCACAUCGGCUCCGAAGAUGGAUUUGUUCCAGAUUCAUUAUUAUGCUUUGAGUCGAAGAAAAAUACCAACGACUAUCACGAUGAAAUGAAUGGCGAUACUUUCCGUGAUUGGUUUGAAGGUGUUUUACCGAGGCUUAAGGAUAAUGCGGUGAUAGUUAUGGACAACGCGCCGUACCACUCAGUGAAGUUGGAGAAAAUCCCGACAACAGCCUGGAAAAAGGCUGAUAUUAUUGGAUGGCUGCAGAGCAAGGGAGAAGUUUUUCCAAAUAAUAUGAUAAUACCGGAGCUUUUGGAUAUUGUCAAAAGAAUAAAACCUAUUUAUUCAAAAUACGCCAUUGACGAGUUGGCUUUACAGCACAACAAAACUGUGUUAAGGUUACCGCCUUACCAUUGCGAACUCAACCCCAUUGAGAUAGCUUGGUCUAUUGUAAAACGUCACGUGAAAACAAACAACAAGUCAUUCAAAUUGUUUGACAACUUCAUAAGUCACACAAUAGAUGAAGAAAAUAAGUUUUGGAGCAUCGAUGACACAGUGGACGAAUUGACGGCAGAGCACACAACAUUAGUUGCAACAUAUGGAAACAGCGACAGCGAAGAUGACGAUUUCAAUUAUUUAUCAGAUUGA
This is a messenger RNA of Macrosiphum euphorbiae (potato aphid), 1071 nucleotides long. NCBI's taxonomy places the organism in Eukaryota, Metazoa, Arthropoda, Insecta, Hemiptera, Aphididae. The record is from the annotation of a GenBank genome assembly.